Molecule: messenger RNA, 934 nt
Organism: Olea europaea var. sylvestris
Lineage: Eukaryota; Viridiplantae; Streptophyta; Magnoliopsida; Lamiales; Oleaceae
Exons: 3
Coding region: 142-795 (217 amino acids)
Source: RefSeq, a predicted model, not a curated record
AUUUCUUGUUUGAAACUCAAAGCCAUUAUUUUUCCAACAUCAAAUGUCUCUUCAACUAUAUAUUCUUUUCGUAUUUAUUUCCAAAUAUAGAGAGAGCAAAAGGGAAAUUAUUAUACAAGAAGGAGAUCAAGAAAAGUGACUAUGGCAUGCUUUGUGCCUUUUAAUAAUAGGAAUUUGCACAUAAGUCUUCUUGUAUUCCGACCAACGGUUCUGUUUGUUGAUGAUCUAGUCGAUGCCUUAAAGCAAUUUUCGCUUUGCACUGAAAAUCUUGGUUGUAUUCACAGCUCUAUCUUUAGAAGUAUUCAUGGGAACAUGAUAGUGUGGUAUGGAGCGUGGAUGAAGAGAUCUACUGACAAUAAGCAAUUACUAAACGCAGCUUUGAUUUCCAUGCUGACAAAUGUAGCAAGCAUGGCCAUCUUAAUUGAUAGCAGUUUUUUCGAAGCAUACAAUGGCGAAUCAAAAGAUGGCUCCCCAGCAGCAAAAUUCUUCAAUGGCGACGUUAUUUCCCUAAGCUGCGCCACCAUUUUGGACGAUAACCCGAAUGAACACACGCUUUCUUGUGCAUGUUUAUCUCUAUUCAAAGACCGUUUUAUAAAAAUGGAAGGUGCAACUGCUGGAGUUUGCAUGAAAUCUCAAACUCUGCCAAAACUUGUUGGUCUUUUUGUGUGGAAAUCUCUUCAGUUCUGCUAUUCUGAUAUACUGAACUCGGACUGUCGGAACACGAUUCUUCCAUACUUUGGUGGCAUUCCCUUGGAUGUAAAGUACGACAUCUUUAGAGUCGUGUAUGUCAGCUGAGACGAAAAGUCACCUUUUGGUGCCUCGUAUAACAUUUUUAUUUUCGGUGUUGGAGAGCAAAAGAGAUUAUAAGCAUAAUAAGCUUAUAACAAGUUUUUUUUACAAAUUUUCCUUGAAUAAACAAAAGAGAUUAUGCAAA